Messenger RNA from Entrophospora sp. SA101, 225 nucleotides. The record is from the annotation of a GenBank genome assembly. Lineage: Eukaryota; Fungi; Glomeromycota; Glomeromycetes; Entrophosporales; Entrophosporaceae.
AAUAAAGAAUUAAUAUCCAAAGUUGUUAUAUUAAUGGUACCUGGAUUAACUCCACAAUUUUUUGGUAUGGAUCAUGAAACUGCUCGAUCUGUUAAUGGCCCUAUAGAUCUUAAAGAGUUAUGUCAGAAUGAUUUAUUGGGUGAUAUUGAAUCUAUCAACAAAAUAAAUGAUGUCUUCCCAGCAUUAUCUGAUAUUUUCUCACAUGCUUGUAUUUGGAAUAUUUAA